This is a messenger RNA of Actinia tenebrosa (Australian red waratah sea anemone), 2541 nucleotides long. Its product is annotated as anaphase-promoting complex subunit 2. The record is from RefSeq and is a predicted model, not a curated record. Gene Ontology annotation, biological process: metaphase/anaphase transition of mitotic cell cycle; ubiquitin-dependent protein catabolic process; protein K11-linked ubiquitination. Gene Ontology annotation, molecular function: ubiquitin protein ligase binding. Gene Ontology annotation, cellular component: anaphase-promoting complex. NCBI's taxonomy places the organism in Eukaryota, Metazoa, Cnidaria, Anthozoa, Actiniaria, Actiniidae.
CAUGGCGGAAGUGAAUGUUUAUCAGUCGUCUUGGAAAGAACCCUUUCCUUCUUCAAUUUUAGACUAUCAAAACCUUUCUCAGCUCAUUGGGACCUGGAAUAAUGAUGAUCCUCUCAGAAAAGCAGAGAGAGUAAAAAGACUUCUAGAGUUCUUUUUAGAAAUUGUACAAUAUGACUUAACAACAAAAAUAACUCCAGAAUUUUGGAGGCAGAAUAACUCAGAUGAGGAUGAAAUGGAUGACAAGGACAAGAAGCACCCAAAGCUUUACAGUGCUGUAAAUUACUUAUACAAGAGUCUGUCUAUUUAUCAACCAUCAUUGAACCUUCUUUAUGGAUUGACAAAGCCACUGGAUAUCAGGGAUGCAAAAGAGAGCUUCCAAUCAUUGAUUAGAGUAAUAGUUUUUGGUAACAUCCCAGAGAUGUUUAAUAAGACAGUAGAAGAAUUCUAUAGCCAAGCAUUUAAAGCUUAUCAAGUUACAAAUAAACCACAAGAUCAAGAAGCAGACAUCUCUGUUGAUGAUGAUGAAAGUAAUGAGGAUAUUUCACUUGAGUGCACUGGCUGUGAACAGGAGAAAGACAGUUGUAUCUGCCAGACGAUUGUAGAACAAUUCACACAGUUUAACAAUUGGUUAUGCAGUAUGGGACUAUUACAUAAAGUGGCAGGUGCUGCAUAUGUAUCUGUCAUACACAAUACAAUUAAAGACAGGAUAGAGCAAAAAUGCAAAGGAGAAUUUGAGACCUCAUUUUUAGAAGUAUUAACAGAUUGGAUGGAAACAGAACUAUUUAGAUGGCUCAGCUCGAUCAUUCACAAUCAAGAUAAAUCUGAACACUCUAAUCUGAUGAGUCUAGAUUCUUGGAAACCAAGACUGAAGUAUUUUAUGUACAAAACGUUUGCAGACCUCAGGAUUGGUGAACUGUUUAACAUUAUUGUGGAAUUUCCUGAAUCUAUGCCAGCUAUACAAGACCUCAAGGAAUGCUUGGACCUUACUGAUCAACGAAGCCAACUUGUAAAUUCAUUACGAUCAGUGUUUGAGAAACGUCUUCUCCAUCCUGGAGCAAAUACCUCUGUCAUCCUUACACAAUAUGUGUCAGCCAUCAAGGCUUUACAUGUCUUGGAUCCCACUAGUGUGAUUCUAGAAAAUGUAUGCGAACCAGUCAAACAAUACCUCAGAACCAGGGAGGAUACGGUUCGCUGCAUUGUGACAAGCCUGACCGAUGACAGCAGUACAGAACUUGCCGAGGAAUUAAUGCAUGGAGAACCUCAUCCAAUUGACGACCCUGGUGCAAGUGAAAGUGAAGAAGAAACAGAAGACUGGAUGCCGGACCCUGUUGAUGCUCCUCCAGCCCGAUCAUCAAGAGCUGGCCGGACACCAGAUAUUAUUAGUAUGCUUGUUAACAUAUAUGGAAGUAAGGACCUGUUUGUAUCUGAAUACCGCACUCUUCUGGCUGACAGAAUACUAUCUACAUUUAACUAUGACACCGACAAAGAGUUAAGGUACCUGGAACUUCUCAAGUUAAGAUUUGGAGAAUCUCACUUACAUUUCUGUGAGAUCAUGCUUAAAGAUGUUGCUGAUUCCAGACGGAUCAAUACUCAUAUCCACACCCACAAGGAACGUGCUGGAGAUCAGGCAAAUGACAUAGACAUGAAUGCCAUGAUCCUGUCUGCUGUGUUCUGGCCUUCAUUCAGAGAAGAGAAGCUUAAAGUACCAGAUGUAGUUAAAGAGUCAAUGGACCAAUAUCGUACUGGAUACGAAGCCCUUAAAGGCAUGCGCACCUUACAAUGGAAGAGUCAUUUGGGCCUCGUUGAAGUGGAGUUGGAACUAGAGGACAGAACACUGAAUCUUACGGUAUCCCCUAUACAUGCAACAGCCAUUUGGCACUUUCAAGAGAAAGAUCGUUGGCAGAUAGAGGAGCUUUGCAGUGUCAUGCAAGUAACGCCUGGGACAUUAAGAAAGCGCCUAGCAUUCUGGGUAAAUCAGGGUGUUUUGAAGGAGGAGAGUCACGACACGUUUGUGGUUGUGGAAAAACAAAAAGGAUUGAAUAAAGUUAAUAAUGAAAUGGUCAUGGAUGCCGAGUUGGAGUCCGUGACGGCGUCUGCGGAACACCAGAGAGAAGAAGAGCUUCAGGUAUUUUGGUCAUACAUCGUGGGUAUGCUGACCAACCUAGAGAGUCUUCCUCUCGAGAGAAUCCACUCAAUGCUGCGAAUGUUCGCAAUGCAGGGUCCCUCUUCUACUCAAUGUAGCGUCGAGGAUCUCAGGAGAUUCCUGAAUCGCAAAGUUAGAGAACAAGAGCUACAGUUUGUUAAUGGAUUUUAUCGAUUACCGAAAUCUGGUAGAUAAAAAAAAUUGAUAGGGCAGUGAGUGAUAAAGUAACUUGAUGUACAUAAAUCUGCAAGACUAUAUAUAGGUUAUAACUAUUUCAAAAAUGGUUUUUUUUUUUUUCAAAAAUGGUUUUUUUUUUUGAUAGAAAUAAAAUUAAUUGGUAUGCCUAAAAGUUUGUUUCGAAGUUAUGUUUUCGAAGUUGUUUGAAAAAAAGAAAGAAA